Molecule: messenger RNA, 1816 nt
Organism: Lepus europaeus (European hare)
Lineage: Eukaryota; Metazoa; Chordata; Mammalia; Lagomorpha; Leporidae
Gene: CXCL16
Product: C-X-C motif chemokine ligand 16
Exons: 6
Coding region: 391-1086 (231 amino acids)
Biological process (GO): response to type II interferon; response to tumor necrosis factor; positive regulation of cell growth
Molecular function (GO): chemokine activity; low-density lipoprotein particle receptor activity; scavenger receptor activity
Source: RefSeq, a predicted model, not a curated record
GCGGAGUGAGCAUCCCGGCUGAGACGCGACAGCGUCGGGGAGGCGGAAGGAGGCUCCCGUGGGUCACUCAUUUCCGAGGUCCACGGACUCGCCACGGCCCGCCUCCUCCCGCCGCCUGAGCUUUCGGUUUCUCCCAACAUUCCUGUUCCCCUUCCCCGAAGGAAGCUCCGGCCCGGGGGUGCGGGGGCGCGGAGACGCUGCCUUCCCGGGGAUUCCCCGGGCGCACGCGGGCGCCGCAGCGGCCCCUGGGGACCGGGUGCAGAGUCCGUGUGGGCGUGCGUGGGUGCUCCGCCGCCUCCGGACGGGCGCGGGGAGGAAGCGAAAGUCGCGGAGAAGCCAGCGGACGCCACAGUCCGGAGCGGACGGGGGAGUCACACGGGGCGCCUCGAGAUGACCGGGCGCCGGGCGCUCCUGCUGCUGCUGCUGCUGCUGCAGCUGCUGGCAGCGCUCGCCGUCUCGGUCGGUGCCAACCAGGGCAGCGUCACUGGGAGCUGUCAUUGCGACCAAAGAAUUCCUUCCAGCACCCCGCCGAAGCCAGAGUUAAUGGAACACUUCCGAAAACAGCUCAGGGCCUACCACCGCUGUCCAGCCUACAUCAGGUUCCGGCUGCACUCGCGGAGCGUGUGCGGUGGCAGCCGCGACCCGUGGGUGCACGAACUGCUGAGAUGCUUCGACGGCGGAGAAUGUGGACACGCUCACAGGGAGAGUCUGGCCCACCGGAAGCCUCUACCUUCCCGCAGCACUGAGAUUCCCAAGUCCACAGAGGAGGCAUCCGCACACCUGCCCUCCACUGCCCAGACCCACCUGCCAACCACCCUGCCACCUGGAGCGCACGGCAACGAAACCACCACUGCCCCUCUGAGCCAGAGUCCAGAGGUCGGGCCUGAGGCUGGGCAGAACCAGAAGCAGCUAAAAGAAAUUGUAGGACCUGCAGCCGGAACAUCGGCCACGGUGCCAGUGCUGACCCUUCUGGCCAUCACCUUCCUCCUCACUGGAGUCCUCGCGUAUGUGCUGUGCAAGCGGAGGAGGGAGCGGUCCCUGAAGUGCUCUCCAGAUUUGCGGCUUUAUUAUACACGUGUGGCAUGAUAAUCCAGCGUCUGAGCAGAGAGGGGAGAGAUUUGGUUUUCUUUCCAGCUAACGGCUUAUGAAAGGCAGAAGACGGCCCAAGUGAUUGGACACCUGCCGGCCUGUAAAAUCAGAAUCAAAAUGGAGACCUCUGCUUCUGUACAUAUUAGCUGUGCUCGCUAAAGGCUAAGGGUGUAUCUUGUUUAACUAUGUGGCCCCAAAUUCCCAGGAACUAGGUUGAUCGAAAUGUGUCCUUCCCUGUUAUCUUACAACUGUAUCUUGGAUCUGUUGAAGUAACACCUUGACAGUAGGGACUCCACUUUGGAGAACCUGAGACUCCAUUCUGGGAAAGAACCCCCUCCCCGUGAGACUCUGGUCUAAAACUAUGAUCUAAAACAGUUGAGGCCGGCGCCGUGGCUUAACAGGCUAAUCCUCCACCUUGCGGCGCCGGCACACCGGGUUCUAGUCCCGGUUGGGGCGCCGGACUCUAUCCCGGUUGCCCCUCUUCCAGGCCAGCUCUCUGCUAUGGCCCGGGAGUGCAGUGGGGAUAGCCCAAGUGCUUGGGCCCUGCACCCGCAUGGGAGACCAGGAGAAGCACCUGGCUCCUGGCUUCAGAUCAGCAAGAUGCGCCGUCCGCAGCGGCCAUUGGAGGGUGAACCAACGGCAAAAAGGAAGACCUUCCUCUCUGUCUCUCUCUCUCACUAUCCACUCUGCCUGUCAAAAAAAAAAAAAAAAAAAAAACAAAACAAAA